Lucilia sericata (common green bottle fly) is the source of this 932-nucleotide messenger RNA. RefSeq lists its product as uncharacterized. Gene Ontology annotation, cellular component: mitochondrial large ribosomal subunit. The record is from RefSeq and is a predicted model, not a curated record. Lineage: Eukaryota; Metazoa; Arthropoda; Insecta; Diptera; Calliphoridae. The coding region runs from base 127 to 591 and encodes 154 amino acids. The transcript has 3 exons.
UUAGUUGGAAUUGUCAAUUGUGACAUUUAAAGAGAUUGUGUGUUGUGGAAAUCACGCAAAAGAUUAUAAAACCAAAAAGUUAAAUUAAAAAUUAAACGUAAAAGUUAUUGAAAGUGAUAAAACAAAAUGUCUAUAUAUUAUAGUGGUGCUUUAAAACGAUCUCAAGGUAUUGUUUCAGCUAUUGGCAAAGAAAUGAAACGUGUAAAUCUAAAAGGAGUUAAACGCGUAACAAUCACAUUUGAUCCAUUUGCCGAAAAUGUAAAAGCAACGAGAGAAUUCCUAUUUAUAUUGUCUAAUCCACGGGUGGUGGCUACAAAUCCCAAGUGUGUGGUAAAAACUGAUAUUGUGUGCAAUCGUCAACCAGCUGAAGUUAAAUUCUCUUUAAUCGAUAAGGCACAAGAACAAUUAAAAGUUAAAGACGUACGUUUCUUAAGCAACAAUUUAAAUACUUUGGAAAUCUUACAACUGUGUAAUAAACACGUGUCACCCUUAGCACCCGAAGAAGAGGAGAAAGGUAAAGUUUUAACUAAAGCUGAAAAGCAAAAACUAGCUGGUGGUGCUGGUGGCAAGAAAGCCCAAAAGAAGAAGUAAAUCAUCAUUAUUAAAACCUAUUUUGCUGGCCCAGUAAAAAGAAAAACUUAAACAACAACACAACAAUAUAAAAUGGCUCGCAAACAUAAGGGUACCUUAGCUGUUAUUGAGCAAAUUUAUAGUGAUAUACCCUCCUUCACUGACAUCUUUACGGAGGAAUCAUUUUAUACAUUUGCAUUUUGUUUUGCUUGUGCCACCGUUUUGGUGGCAUUUGUUUUAUCUAGAUUUAUAACAAUUAAACCGGUAGAAAUUUAAAAUUUCUCUUUAAGUUUCUAAAUUAAGUUAAAAUUAAUAAUGAAAUUACAACCAAUUGUUUAUAAAAAUAAAAUUGUAUUUAUAAU